AUGGGUUUCGCCCACAACAACGUCCUCCACGCAAACCACUUCCGCAAGGACUGGCAACGCCGCGUUCGUACAUGGUUCGACCAGCCUGGACGUAAACUCCGCCGCCGCCAGGCUCGCACCGCCAAGGCCACCCGUCUCGGUGUCAGGCCUCUGCAGCUUCUCCGCCCGGCAGUCCGUGCCCCUACCGUCAGGUACAACAGGAAGAUCCGUGAGGGACGUGGAUUCACUCUCUCCGAGCUCAAGGAGGCCGGUGUCGGGAGGAAGGAGGCGUUGGGAUUGGGUAUUGUCGUUGACCACAGAAGGAGGAAUCUGAGCGAGGAGGGAAAGAAAUUGAACGUCGAGAGGUUGAAGGCGUACAGGGAGCGACUAAUCGUCUUCCCUCGCAAGGCUGGAAAGCCCAAGAAGGGUGACUCGACGGGAGACGACCUCAAGGCUACUACCACCCGUGCGCCUAUUGCCCUCCCCCCCUCAUCUGUCCACGAGGCACCCCGCAAGAUUACUGCCGAGGAGCGUGACUUCAAGGCUUAUCGCGCUCUUCGUGAUGCCCGCGCCGAGCACCGCCAUGCUGGUGCCCGCAAGGUCCGCGAGAAAAAGAAGGAGGAAGAGGAGGCUGCCAAGAAGAAGUAA
Rhizoctonia solani is the source of this 627-nucleotide messenger RNA. RefSeq names its product ribosomal protein L13e. Gene Ontology annotation, molecular function: RNA binding; structural constituent of ribosome. The record is from RefSeq and is a predicted model, not a curated record. Lineage: Eukaryota; Fungi; Basidiomycota; Agaricomycetes; Cantharellales; Ceratobasidiaceae. The coding region runs from base 1 to 627 and encodes 208 amino acids. Gene Ontology annotation, cellular component: ribosome; cytosolic large ribosomal subunit. The transcript has 3 exons. Gene Ontology annotation, biological process: translation.